AGACAGUCUCAUGGGCCAUAGCAGAAGGUUGCCGGCAGAGCGGACAUGUUCAGAAAGAGGCCUCCUCCAGAGGAGGAGAGACGGGUCAGAGCCAAUGACAGAGAGUACAACGAGAAGUUCCAGUAUGCGAGUAACUGCAUCAUGACAUCCAAGUACAACAUCAUCACCUUUCUGCCCGUCAACCUGUUUGAGCAGUUCCAGGAAGUAGCCAACACCUACUUCCUUUUCCUGCUCAUCCUGCAGUUGAUACCUCAGAUCUCAUCCCUCUCCUGGUUCACUACCAUAGUGCCUUUAGCUCUGGUGCUGAGCAUCACCGCAGUGAAGGAUGCCACAGAUGACUAUUUUCGUCACAAGAGCGACAACCAAGUGAACAACCGUCAGUCUCAGGUCCUCAUCCGUGGCUCUCUUCAAAAUGAAAAGUGGAUGAAUGUUCGAGUGGGUGAUAUUAUAAAACUGGAGAACAACCAGUUUGUGGCAGCUGACCUGCUCCUGUUGUCCAGCACUGAACCUCACGGACUCUGUUACAUCGAGACAGCCGAGCUGGACGGAGAGACCAAUAUGAAAGUGCGGCAGUCUGUCUCGGUGACAUCAGAACUGGGAGACCCAAACAACUUGGCCACAUUUGACGGUGAGGUCGUGUGUGAGCCCCCCAACAACAAGCUGGAUCGGUUCUGUGGGACUCUGUACUGGAGAGACAGUAAAUACGGCCUGACCAAUCAGAACAUGCUGCUGCGAGGCUGCGUCCUGCGCAACACCGAGGCCUGCUAUGGCCUGGUCAUUUUCGCAGGCCCAGACACCAAGCUAAUGCAGAACAGCGGCCGCACCAAGUUUAAACGUACGAGCAUCGACCGCUUGAUGAACACCCUGGUCCUCUGGAUCUUUGGCUUCCUGGUGUGUAUGGGUGUGAUCCUGGCGGUGGGAAACGCAGUGUGGGAGAGGGAGGUGGGCUCACUGUUCCAGAGUUACCUGCCCUGGGACCCUCCUGUGGACAACUUCCUGUUCUCGGCCUUCCUCUCCUUCUGGUCCUACGUCAUCAUCCUGAACACCGUGGUGCCUAUCUCUCUUUACGUCAGUGUGGAGGUGAUCAGGUUGGGUCACAGCUACUUCAUCAACUGGGACAGGCAGAUGUUCUGCUCUCAGUUUAACACAGCAGCUGAGGCCAGGACCACCACCCUGAACGAGGAGCUGGGCCAGGUGGAAUAUAUCUUCAGUGACAAGACUGGAACUCUAACUCAGAAUAUCAUGAGCUUCAACAAGUGCUCCAUCAAUGGGCAGGCGUAUGGCGAGGUGACAGACCCACUGGAACCUCCACCAAAGAGACUGGACUUCACUCCCUUCAACCCCCUGGCGGACCCAGACUUCUGUUUCUAUGACGACACCUUACUGGAAUCAGUGAAAGUGGGGGACCUGCACACUCACGAGUUUUUCCGCCUGCUCUCCCUGUGUCACACUGUCAUGAGUGAGGAGAAGAGCGAGGGGGAGUUGGUAUAUAAGGCUCAGUCUCCAGAUGAGGGCGCUCUGGUAACAGCAGCGCGCAACUUUGGUUUUGUGUUCCGCUCCCGGACCCCAGGGACCAUCACCAUCACCGAAAUGGGACGACCAGUCACCUACACACUGCUGGCCAUACUGGACUUCAACAACAUACGCAAGAGGAUGUCUGUUAUAGUCCGUAACCCAGAGGGCCGGAUCCGCCUGUACUGUAAAGGAGCUGACACUCUGCUAUUCGAGAGACUCCACCCCUGUAACCAGGAACUGAUGAACAUUACCUCAGACCACCUCAAUGAGUAUGCAGCGGAUGGGCUGCGGACGCUGGCGCUGGCCUACAGGGACCUGUCAGAGGAGGAGUGGGAGGCAUGGUCGGAGAGCCACCGCUGUGCUGGCAAAGCCACAGACUGCAGGGAGGACCGGCUGGCAGCCGCUUAUGAGCAGAUAGAGCAAGACAUGAUGCUCCUGGGUGCCACAGCUAUAGAAGACAAACUGCAGGAGGGCGUACCAGAGACAAUUGCUAUCCUCUCCCUUGCCAAUAUCAAGAUCUGGGUUCUCACCGGAGACAAGCAGGAGACUGCAGUGAAUAUAGGUUACUCCUGUAAGAUGCUGACAGAUGAUAUGACUGAGGUGUUUAUCAUCAGUGGACACACCGUCCAGAGUGUACGACAGGAACUCAGGAGGGCGAGGGAGAGGAUGAUCGAGGUUUCGCGAGGCAGAGAUGGAGGGAAGGAGGGGGGCGUGGAGGGGUGGGAGGGGGCCUGUUACAACGGGAACGGAUUUGGGGGAGGACAGGCGGGAGCAACAGGGGGAGGAGGAGGAGGAGAGAAACAACUGCAGUGCCCUCCUCCCCCAGGCACCCCUCCUCCUCCUCCUCCGCCUUCUCCUCCUCCUCCUCUUCCUCCUCUCCCUCCUCAGCCCCCUUCCACUCUCAUGGACAACAUCUCCGGAGAGUUUGCGCUCGUCAUCAACGGCCACAGUCUGGCCCAUGCACUGGAGGCAGACAUGGAGGCAGAGUUUGUUUUGACGGCGUGUGCGUGCAAAGCGGUGAUCUGCUGCAGAGUCACCCCCCUGCAGAAGGCUCUGGUGGUGGAGCUCAUCAAGAAACACAAGAAGGCCGUCACUCUGGCCAUAGGAGACGGAGCUAACGAUGUUAGCAUGAUUAAGAGCGCUCAUAUAGGAGUUGGUAUCUCAGGCCAAGAGGGGAUCCAGGCGGUGCUGGCCAGUGACUACUCCUUUUCCCAGUUCCGUUUCCUGCAGCGCCUCCUGCUGGUCCACGGCCGCUGGUCCUACCUGCGCAUGUGCCGUUUCCUCUGCUACUUCUUCUACAAGAACUUCGCCUUCACCAUGGUGCACUUCUGGUUCGGCUUCUUCUGCGGCUUCUCGGCCCAGACGGUGUAUGAUCAGUACUUCAUCACUCUCUACAACAUUGUCUACACGUCCCUCCCUGUGUUGGCCAUGGGGAUAUUUGACCAGGACGUUCCUGAGCAGAGGAGUCUGGAGUAUCCCAAGCUGUACGAGCCCGGCCAACUCAACCUGCUCUUCAACAAGAGGGAGUUCUUCAUCUGCAUCGCACAGGGCAUCUACACCUCGGUGGUGCUGUUCUUUGUCCCCUAUGCCGUGCUGUCUGACGCCACUCAGAGUACUGGAGAGCCCCUCGCCGACUACCAGACCUUUGCCGUCACCACAGCAACAGCCCUGGUCAUCGUAGUCAGUGUACAGAUCGCUCUUGACACGGGCUUCUGGACGGUUAUCAACCACGUGUUUGUGUGGGGCUCCCUGGGCUGCUACUUCACCAUCAUGUUCGCCAUGCACAGCCAGACGCUCUUCAUUAUCUUCCCCAAUCAGUUCCACUUCGUAGGUAGUGCCCAGAGCACGCUGUUGCAGCCGGUGGUGUGGUUAACUAUUGCUUUGGCAACAGUGAUAUGCAUAGUUCCGGUUCUGGCAUUCCGCUUCCUCAAGCUGGACCUCAAACCACAGCUCUCAGACACGGUGCGCUAUACACAGCUUGUGCGGCAGAAGAAGCGGAAGCCGGUGGGUCGCAGCAUGGGAGGAGUCCGAGGCGGCGUGGGCAGCGUGUCAGAGGGUCGUCUCGGUGCUCGUGGCAGCUCCAGGAGGUCAGGCUACGCCUUUGCCCACCAGGAGGGCUUUGGAGAGCUUAUCACCUCAGGGAAGAACAUGAGGCUCUCGUCUCUGGCCCUGGCCACCUUCGCCUCCAGGCACAGCUCCAGCUGGAUCGACACACUCCGCAAGAAGAAACACGCACACACUCACACUCCCCCCAGCGCCUCCGGCGAGUGCAGCCCAGCGCCCAGUUACGUCUCUGGGUCAGUUCCACCACUGUCAACCUCGUCUUCUGUCCUGGGAGGGUCUCAGGAUACACCAGUAGAGGAGGGGACACACACGCCGCCGGUCCAGAGUGCACAGGUGGAUCCCGUUCCAUCCACACACACACCACCACCUUCAGCACCAGCUUCAGAAGCAGCCUGUGUUGAUGUUGUCAGCCCAACAUCAGUGAGGUGUCCUGGGGGAGACUCACCUGGGGGCUGGACGCUCAGUCUGGGGAUGGUGCAGGAGGCUCUCUUUGGGUGGAAGGGUAUUGCUGCUCGCACAAGUGGGUCCAGCAGCCCGGGCCCACCCUCUGUUGCCAAGGAAACCAGCAACACUGAGUGAGAAUAACUUUGGCCUGCCACCGUCCAGACUGUGGAGGAAGUUCGAUAUUUCUGAGCUCUGAAUGCUCAGAAUCACACCACCCUGAUGCUGGGAACCAAAGUGUUUGGCAGAUGUGUGCACACAUACACAUACAGGAUGCAGUGUGUGCAGCUGCAUUAAAUACAUGCUUUUCUGGAGAGAACCUGAGAUAUUGAGAUCAUAUGGACUCAAGGACAUGUGGUAAUUAUUUAAAAAAAA
This is a messenger RNA of Myripristis murdjan (pinecone soldierfish), 4395 nucleotides long. It is a transcript of the gene atp8b2, whose product is annotated as ATPase phospholipid transporting 8B2. Bases 46 to 4158 code for a protein of 1370 amino acids. The transcript has 29 exons. Gene Ontology annotation, molecular function: ATPase-coupled intramembrane lipid carrier activity; ATP hydrolysis activity; magnesium ion binding. Lineage: Eukaryota; Metazoa; Chordata; Actinopteri; Holocentriformes; Holocentridae. Gene Ontology annotation, cellular component: trans-Golgi network; plasma membrane. Gene Ontology annotation, biological process: phospholipid translocation; Golgi organization. The record is from RefSeq and is a predicted model, not a curated record.